AUGGGAAGCGAUAUAGAUUAUCGUGACAUCAGCAGCAUGGACUAUGAAGAUCUGGUUGAGCUCGAGCACCGCCUCGAGCUCGACCUAAAUAAAGUUCGAGCUCGAAAAGUUCAUCUGAUUCAAGAGGAAGAGGAAAAUCUAAAGAAGAUGCAUCAUCAUAUUGGGGCCGGUAUACGCUUCUCGGUGAUUAAGUAUCACAACAGAAAAAUGCAGUAUCUGGAUGUGGAUUUGAAGGAUGUUCUAGUAUCUGGAUUUCCUGAUGUUUCUUGUGUUGAAGGACUUGUGUGCGAAGACAUUCCGUAUAGUCCUGCAUUUUGCCAUGUCGGUGGUGCCUUGUUCAUGGUCGGAGGUAGCUUGAAUCAGACUGAUCUCAGGUAUGGCUAUGAAUAUGAAACUCUUUCUAAAACAAAAUGGUUGUGGUCUACACCGGUACCGCCAAUAGCCAGUGGUGAUUCUUUUACUAUGACUUGGACUCGUCGCGACACUGCUAUGCAUUCAAGGCGAGAACAUCCCAUGGUAGUCCCGUUAUGUGAUGGCAGGAUAUUCAUCUGCGGGGGCAAUUCUGGACCAGAAUGCUGGCUUGAGAUAUAUGACCCGGAGAAAGGCGAGUUUGACAGGAGGGACUUGCCUGACCACAUCUUGAAUCCCAAUCCGUCGUCUUGCUUUCUGUGGGACGACCAGUCGGUUAUGCUGUGCUAUCGCCAGGUUAACAUAGAAGAAGAAGAAGAAUGCAAACCAUCACUCGUCUUGUAUGACGUGGAAAGAAACAACUGGGAAAUCUUUGCAGAGAACCUCCCCGCCUCUCAAUCCGGUUAUUGGGGGUAUGAUAACCUCAUAUAUGUGGGGGGAAACAUUCUAUUCAUUAUCGAUCAAGCAUCUUGUUGGUUUGUCUAUGAUCUGUCUGCCAAAAAGGAGGUGGGGAAGGUGGAUGUGAGGGUUAAGGAUUGGGAUGUGAUCAAGCAUGCUUUGUAUCUAGGAAAUAAUGAUAUGAUAAGUAGUAGUUGGAUCUUCUACAUAUUCAAGCCAAAUUAUGUGACGCCGAAUUAUGUGACGAAGUACUGCUAUAGGGAUCUUCGUUAUGCCAAGGUCGAAGUCAUCCAAGGCCCGGGCGGGGAUUACAUUUCUACAGUUCACUUUAGUGGUAUCCUGAAAAUUGGUGGCUUUGAUGACCUAUACAUUAUUGGUGACGAGGCGAGCAUUAAGAGAGCCGCGGAGGAGGACCACUUAAAAAAGAGAGAUGAGGAUGAGAAUGCAAUUGCUAGCCGGCGCUGUGUAACUCUCUCGAAUCCCGUCUCCAGCAAUAUGCCUGCCAAUAUGUGUAACGGCGACUCACCAACCAAACAGAGGUUGCUUGUGGUUGCCAAUAGGCUGCCUGUGUCUGCAAAGAGGCAGGGCGAGGAUUCGUGGUCGUUUGAUAUAAGCGCAGGCGGCUUAGUUAGCGGCCUUAUGGGGGUGAAGGAGUACGAGGCAAGAUGGAUUGGUUGGGCGGGAGUGAAUGUGCCAGACGAUACCGGGAAGAAGGCGCUCACUGCAGCUCUUGCUGAAAAGAAGUGCAUUCCUGUUUUCCUUGAUGAAGAUAAUGCUAAUCAGUAUUACAACGGCUACUGCAACCGUAUUAUCUGGCCUCUGCUCCACUACCUCGGGCUCCCACAGGAGGACCACCAAGCAACAACGUGGAGUUAUGAGUCUCAGUUUGCAGCAUAUCAGAAGGUGAACCGGCUGUUUGCGGAUGUUAUCCAAAGCCACUACGAGGAGGGUGAUGUUGUUUGGAUUCACGACUUCCACCUUAUGUUGCUACCGAAACAUCUCAAGGAAUAUAACAACAACAUGAAAAUCGGAUGGUUUCUUCACGAGCCAUUCCCGUCUUCUGAAGUCUUCCGCACUUUGCCAUCACGGUCCGAGCUGCUAAGUGCAGUUCUGAUGGCAGAUUUAGUGGGAUUCCAUACACAUGAUUUUGCAAGAAAUUUUGUGAGUGCUUGCACUAGUAUUCUCCGAGUUAAAAGUACUCCAGAAGCUGUUGAGAAUCAAGGUAGAGUUACUCGUGUAGCUGUGUGUCCAAUAGGGAUUGAUUCGGAAAGGUUCACUCGGGCUAUAGAGCUUCUUGAAGUCCAGAAGCUCAUUAAAGAGUUCAAAGAGAAAUUUUUAGGAAAGAAGGUGAUACUGGGCGUGGACCGUCUUGACAUGAUAAAAGGAAUCCCUCAUAAGUUACUAGCAUUCGAGAAGUUUCUGGAGAAAAACGAAUAUUGUCGUGAUAAAGUGGUAUUGCUUCAGAUUGCUGUGCCAACAAGAAGUGAUGUUCCUGAAUAUAAAAAACUUAAGAGCCAAGUUCAUGAAAUUGUUGGACGAAUCAACGCAAGAUAUGGAAGUUUGGAUUCUGUUCCUAUUCAUUAUCUGGAUCGUUCAAUCGACUUUUAUCCACUGUGUGCAUUGUAUGCUAUGUCUUAUGUAGCACUUGUUACUUCAUUGCGGGAUGGAAUGAAUCUCGUCAGCUCUGAGUUUGUAGCUUGUCAAGAUUCGAAGAGGGGCGUCCUCAUUCUCAGCGAAUUUGCUGGAGCAGCAGAGUCUCUGGGUGCUGGUGCGGUUAUCGUGAAUCCUUUGGACCUUAUGGGAGUCGCUGCAGCGAUAGGCAAGGCUUUGGAUAUGCCGGCUGAAGAGCGAGACGAGCGCCACAGGCAUAACUUUGAGUAUGUCACAACUCAUACUGCUCAACAGUGGGCUAACUUCUUUGUAAGGUGA
Messenger RNA from Salvia hispanica, 2736 nucleotides. The record is from RefSeq and is a predicted model, not a curated record. Lineage: Eukaryota; Viridiplantae; Streptophyta; Magnoliopsida; Lamiales; Lamiaceae.